CGCUGGUCACGUGAUGUUUGGGUGCCGGCGGUGACGGGCGCGCGGCGGCAGGAACAAUACUGCUGAGCUGGGCCUUUGGUCCAUUGGGCUGUUGCUGCCAAGUUCCCAACAAGUGGCUCCACAACACAGCAGAAUAAAAUUGUGGAAAGCAUCCCCUUGGUACAAUAAUUCCCAGCCCAGAUUCUGCCUAGAAGGUGCAACACCAACACCUGAGAUUAGAAGAAAGUCUCGUGUGCCCAGGAGAACAGGACUUGGGAAGCAGCUGGUCUGACGUGUAAUCCCGCAUCCAUCACCAUCCAGAAAAUGUCUUAUGGAUCCAUUGAUGGGAGUGGAUUUGGGAGCAGGAACCCAUUUGGAGGCCCUUCGAGACAAGGCUAUCAGCCUCUGGCCACCCAGAUCGAUCCCAGUGAACUGCAGGAACUUUUUCAGGAGACCUCAGCCARCGUCUUCCGAAUUAACUCCAAUGUGACCUCUCUGGAAAGAAGCCUUCGAUCUCUGGGGACCUCGAACGAUACUCAAGAGCUGCAGGAUGGACUGCAUGCCACCCAGCAGGAGACUAAUAAAACCAUCACGACUAGCACCAAAGCCAUCAGGCAGCUGUCUGAGAUUGUCAGAGGCUCAUCCAGGCAAGAACGGCUUCAGCUGGACAGGCUGAAGAACCAGCUGUCAGAUGCCAUCCAGAGAUACGGAGCUGUGCAGAAAAAAAUAGCAGAGAAAUCCAAAUCUUUGCUUUCUACUGGGCAGAGAAGCACCAAACAGCAGAGCCCUAAGACCCCCUUCUCUGACCUGCCUGAUGAUGAGAAGAUCUUCAACGGAGGCGAUGGCGUGUGGCAGAACCAGGGCCAGGACCAAGCCUUGCUCUCGGAAAUCACGGAGGAGGAUCUGGAGGCCAUCCGCCAGCGGGAAGAGGCCAUUCAGCAGAUUGAGAGUGACAUGUUGGAUGUGAACCAGAUCAUCAAGGACCUGGCCUCCAUGGUGCACGAGCAAGGAGAUGCAAUAGAUAGCAUUGAAGCCAACAUCGAGGCCUCUUCCUCUAACGUGGAAUCAGCCAACGAGCAGCUGGCAAAAGCAAGUCAGCACCAGCUACGAGCCAGGAAGAUGAAGUGCUGCCUUCUGUCCAUCGCUUUGGCCGUCCUGCUGCUCAUCGUCAUCAUCAUCGCCGUCUCCGUCAAGCGCUGACCUGGCCGAGGUUUGCACAGGUAAAACCCUUGAACC
This is a messenger RNA of Malurus melanocephalus (red-backed fairy wren), 1215 nucleotides long. It is a transcript of the gene TSNARE1, whose product is annotated as t-SNARE domain containing 1. The transcript is spliced from 14 exons. The record is from RefSeq and is a predicted model, not a curated record. The coding region runs from base 304 to 1179 and encodes 291 amino acids. NCBI's taxonomy places the organism in Eukaryota, Metazoa, Chordata, Aves, Passeriformes, Maluridae. Gene Ontology annotation, molecular function: SNARE binding; SNAP receptor activity. Gene Ontology annotation, cellular component: SNARE complex; endomembrane system; membrane. Gene Ontology annotation, biological process: vesicle-mediated transport; vesicle fusion; intracellular protein transport.